AUGGCGGCGGCCAGAAGACUGAAACGCGUGGUGGCUUCGCAGCCUGGAUUCUUAGCUCUCAACUCAUCCACGGAUCCUGCCAACGUCAGCAGCAGUCGGCGAAAGCGUGUUAACAAGAACAAGAAAAAGAACUGGAACAAAUACAGCGAGAUCCGAGACGUCGAAGACUUCUUAGACGACGUCAGAUUUCAGGAGAGAACCUCAGGGGGCCUGUUAUCCGAUAAGUCAGAUGGAAGUCUAUUCUUUGUUGAUGCUGGAGGCCAAAAGAAACCCGCACAGCAAGCAACAGAACCACCUGCUGAGGGAAAGAAGAGGAAAGGAAAGGCAUCUCGCCCUCUAAGAAUAGACCUGAUCCUGCAGAAUGACUCCCUCAUCCCACCUCCUAAAGACAUUUUGGCCCACCAGCAACCCAACUCCAAGAAGCUCCGUCGCAUUGCUCAGAAAGCCGAGCAGCUGGCUGCCAAGGGUGUCGUGCCUCGUAACCAGAGACGGCUGUUGAACAGAUGUUCUGCUCCCAGGAUAACCAGGAAGGCAGCAGCAGAGGCUAACAACAACCCAGAAAGGGAAUUCUAUAAUAUCUGGGGAGAAGAAAGUGAGUCCACACAGACAGAUGACUCGUGGUACCUUGAACAGACUGGCAAAAAGCGGGUAAAGCGUCCUGAAAAGAUGAAUGAGAAGCCAUCAGUACUUCCUGCAGUGGAGGUGAUUGCUCCAGGAGGAUCCUACAACCCAGACUUCCUCUCCCACCAGGCCUUGCUGCUUGAGGCUCAUGAAGUGGAGGUGAAAAAACAAAAGGAAGAAGACAAAUUACAGAGAAAAUUGGCUUUCAACAGAGAAGAUACAGCUACAGAGGAAACGGUCUUCCAGGAGCAGGUGGAGGGCCUGCUGGAGGAGGAGGAAGGGGAGGAGCCUAAUAAGGAAGAGGAUGACAUUCCAGUAGGAGCCACCGCAUUGGUGGAGAAGAAAACCGAGAAACAAAGAAAGAGAGAGAAGGCAGAGAAGAUCAAGGAACAGAAGCGGUUAUCUCAAAGACAGCAGACGGGUCAGCGGCAACAGCUCUUCCAGCUGCGCUCCAUCAAGUCCUCCAUCAAACUCAUUGAAGAGAGGACCAGGCAAAGACAGAAACAACGCAAGGCCAAGCAGGAGGCGCAGAAAGCCCUUCCCAGACGCCUUGGCAGGCUUAAGUUUCAGCCACAGGACCUGGAGGUUCAGCUCAGCGAUGAGUUGGCGGGCUCCCUACGCAGACUCAAGCCAGAGGGCAGCAUCCUCAAAGACCGCUUCAAGAGUUUACAGAAGAGGAAUCUCAUUGAACCAAGGGAACGAGCUAAGUUCAAGAGGAAAUACAAGCUCCACUAUGUGGAGAAGAGGGCUUUUAAAGCAAUCACUUGAGGUCAAGACCACACAAGAGACUGAGCAUCAGGAGAAUCUGAGUUAUGUGCAGAACAGCCAUAUAUAUAUGUAUAUAUAUAUGUAUAUAUAUAUAUGUAUAUAUAUGUAUAUAUAUAUAUGUAUGUAUGUAUGUAUAUAUUAGCAGCUGAUGAGUGCGAGAUGCACGAAACAGGCCUGUACUGCAAUGUAUUAAAAUCUUUUUUCCUGUAUCCGUGUUGAUAUAUAUAUAUAUAUAUAUAUAUAUAUAUAUAUAUAUAGUUUCUGUAAUCACUGUGGUGAUGAUUGCAAUUAGCAUGAAAGAAUUUCCCAUUCAUAAAAAUAGAACUUCAAUUUCAUAAGGGCUGUAAAUGUGCUUGACAUUUGUGAUCUACUGACUCAUAACUGAUUGUGUAUUUCACACGUGGUUAUGAUGACUUACCUUUUCCUAUGCUAGUCACUUAACAAUAAUUCAAAUAUUUUUGACUACUUAGUGCAUAUUUUGUAAUGUUCAUCUGAAGGCAACUUCCUUUCAUCACAUCCGACUGAAAAGCAUUUGACACCAAAUGGAUGAGAAUGAACUUUGUAUAACUGGAUGUUCUUAAAGUGCUUUUUAUCAAGGGCUGAGGUGACAAAGGGCCGCACCCAACUUCUGCUGUGGUCAUACACGUGAAGAUGUCAUGAAUAACAUGUCGGCCUCAGGAAUAAUGUCCACUGCAUGUAAUCAGGGUUGUAUAAUGUCUGAUUUCUCACAGCGGCUUGGAGUCCCAUUCCUAAACAUCAUCACGGCAUUGUUGGUUCCUUGGUAAAGGCUGAACAGUUCACAUCAGUCAUUGUCACAAGGGCCAAGUGUAGAUUUAAAUGUUUUUGAACUGGUGUCAUUCCUUCCCCUGGGUAACCUUUUGCCUGUUGGAUUGUGCUGCUACGUUUAUUUUGGGGCUCAAGGAAAAUACACACGAGUCUGAACAUUCA
This is a messenger RNA of Lampris incognitus (smalleye Pacific opah), 2337 nucleotides long. RefSeq names its product NOP53 ribosome biogenesis factor (gene nop53). NCBI's taxonomy places the organism in Eukaryota, Metazoa, Chordata, Actinopteri, Lampriformes, Lampridae. The transcript is spliced from 12 exons. The record is from RefSeq and is a predicted model, not a curated record. Bases 1 to 1389 code for a protein of 462 amino acids. Gene Ontology annotation, cellular component: nucleolus. Gene Ontology annotation, biological process: rRNA processing; ribosomal large subunit assembly. Gene Ontology annotation, molecular function: 5S rRNA binding.